UUUCCCCGCCGGCCGCGUCCCGUCCGCUCCCUGCGAACCAGGAGUGCCCCCUGCGCGCCCCCGGGCUCCGCUCCGGCCCGGCUGCGCCAGACGCAGCUCUGCCCGACGGCGACAUGGGCGUCCCCCCAGUCCCGGGGGCUGGCAGCUGGCGCUGGGGGCCUGUGCUCCUCGCCUUCUUCCUGGCUGCCUCCCGAGGUCUGGUGGCAGCAUUCAAGGUCGCCACGCCGUAUUCCCUGUAUGUGUGUCCCGAGGGACAGAACGUCACUCUCACCUGCAGACUCUUGGGCCCCCUGGCCAAAGGGCACGACGUGACCUUCUACAAGACCUGGUACCGCAGCUCACGGGGUGAGGUGCAGGCCUGCUCGGAGCGCCGGCCCAUCCGCAACCUCACAUUCCAGGACCUUCACCUGCACCACGGCAGCCACCAGGCCAACUCCAGCCAGUAUGUGGCCCAGCGCCACGGGCUGGAGUCAGCCUCUGACCACCACGGCAACUUCACCAUCACCAUGCGCAACCUGACCCUGCUGGACGGCGGCCUCUACUGCUGCCUGGUGGUGGAGAUCAGGCACCGCCACUCGGAGCAGCGGCUCUACGGAGCCAUGGAGCUGCAGGUGCAGAGAGGUGAAGAGGCACCAUCCAAGUGCACUGUGUACCCACCCUCCUCCAAGGAGAGUGAAAGCAUCACGGCUGCUGCCCUGGCUACGAGCGCCUGCAUCGUGGGCAUCCUCUGCCUCCCCCUCAUCCUGCUCCUGGUCUACAAGCAAAGGCAGGUGGCCUCCAACCGCCGUGCCCAGGAGCUGGUGCGGAUGGACAGCAACAACACUCAAGGAAUCGAAAACCCCGGCUUUGAGACCUCUCCACCUUCCCAUGGGAUGCCAGAGACCAAGCCCAGGCAACCCCUGACCUACGUGGCCCGGAGGCAGCCUUCUGAGUCUGGGCGGCAUCUGCUCUCUGAGCCCAACACUCCUCUGUCUCCACCAGGCCCCGGGGAUGUCUUCUUCCCCUCCCUAGACCCUGUCCCUGACUCUCCAAACUCUGAGGCCAUCUAGACCAGCUGGGGGCCGUGGGCAGUUGUGGCUGGGCCUGGGGCAGGUGCAUUUGAGCUAGGGCUGGCCCUCUGAGUGGUCCCUCGGCCUUGGCCCUGGUUUCUUUCCUCCUGCUCUAAGCUCAGACUCUUGGAAAUACCCCUGAUGGCCAGACCCUCAGCCUCCCUGGAUGCUACGUGGCAGAAGGGAGAAGAUGUUGGAUCGCUCAGCCCGUCUCAAGGAUGGUGGGGUGCUGGGAUCCCACCCCAGAGACCUGAAAUUCACCAGCUACUGAUGCCAAAUGACCUCCAUCUUAGAGGCCCCAGAACUGCCAGCUGUGUGGCAGCCUCUCUCCCUGGGACAUAAGCCUUGGGACCCGACAGCAGAGAUGGGCACUGGGCAGACUCCCCAGUGCCACCCUCCAGGCAUGAGGGACAAGAUAGGACAAGAUGUGGAGAGACUCCUCCCCGCUGUGGUGGACCCAGCUCCCCCAUCUCGCCUGAGACUGCUCGUCUGUCAAACCUCUUUGUAAUCAUCAGCCUCUGGGGCUGGGCCUCCAUGACCCUGGGCCGUGGGAGCCUUCCCCAGCCGCCUUCUAGCAGCCAACUCUGAGGGGCCGUCAGCAGGUUACACAAAUCUGGGGCUCCCACUGCCUGCACUCUGGUCCCCAGAAUUCAUUGGCCAGAAGCCCCAAAACGGGAA
Messenger RNA from Lipotes vexillifer (Yangtze River dolphin), 1727 nucleotides. RefSeq names its product V-set immunoregulatory receptor (gene VSIR). NCBI's taxonomy places the organism in Eukaryota, Metazoa, Chordata, Mammalia, Artiodactyla, Lipotidae. Bases 114 to 1049 code for a protein of 311 amino acids. The record is from RefSeq and is a predicted model, not a curated record. Gene Ontology annotation, biological process: negative regulation of alpha-beta T cell activation; regulation of immune response. Gene Ontology annotation, cellular component: plasma membrane. The transcript has 7 exons.